AAACACUCAAGUGCCGUUAUUUCGAGCUGAGGACGAACAGAAAGGGAAAAUGAAGCCGUUGGCUUGCCUUUUUUUCGUGGCCUUACUAACCUUCUUCACUGAAGCAAAUCCCAUCAUUCAGGAGAGCUUCGCAAAGCAGCUACUUCGCACCAAGAGACAGAAGCCUGGACACCCUGAUGAACCUAUGAAUGAACACUUGCUGCAUAUGCAGAGGCUGGAGCAGAAGGCUCGAGAGACCAAUAUGGAGCACUGGCUAAACCCUCAUUGUUUCCCGCGGUGUGACCGCAACUACGGUUAUCCUGUGUAACCAAACUGCAUGAUCUCAUAGGUUCGGAUACUUAGUAGCUACAUAUGCAAUGCUUGAAAUAAAUAAUGACAUAAUUAGGCGAACAAAUUCAUUUUAACAGUCAACUUUUUUUUGAAAGUUAAACAUUAAAAGAAUUCUCUUUUUUUGUAGUAGCCUAAUGUUUUUAGACAAUAUCUAAAAUGAAAAUAAACCCAGAAUAAUGCAAAAUUAAUAGACAAGAAAUAACUGUUCUUCUGUAGGGUGAACUGUAUAAUAAAACUUAUAAUAAACCUUAUAUCCGACAAGCUAUUAAAU
Danio rerio (zebrafish) is the source of this 601-nucleotide messenger RNA. Lineage: Eukaryota; Metazoa; Chordata; Actinopteri; Cypriniformes; Danionidae. The record is from RefSeq and is marked validated.